Molecule: messenger RNA, 1215 nt
Organism: Oldenlandia corymbosa var. corymbosa
Lineage: Eukaryota; Viridiplantae; Streptophyta; Magnoliopsida; Gentianales; Rubiaceae
Source: the annotation of a GenBank genome assembly
AUGAAGAUCACUGUAAUGACUGCCGACGAACAAAUCAUAACUUUGGACGUCGAUCGCGACGAAUCUGUUGAGAAUCUCAAAGCGCUGCUGGAAGUUGAGACCCGAGUGCCGCUCCAGCAACAGCAGCUCUUGUUUGAUGGGAAGGAGAUGAGGAAUUCAGAGAAACUGAGCGCAAUUGGUGUGAACGAUGGAGACUUAGUAAUGAUGGUCCCCAGCACUGUGCCCUCAUCCAGAACGGCUGCCAAUGAUUUGGGCUUCAAUCCAGACGGUUCUGCUGUAAACCCUUCCGCAUUCCAGCAACAUAUACGUAAUGAUGCUGACAUGAUGGCGCAACUUUUCCGGAGUGAUCCCGAACUAGCCCAAGUUGUUCUCGGAAAUGAUCUCAACCUCUUGCAAGAUCUAUUGCGCGCUCGUCAUCGCCAUAUAGCCGAGCGACGGCGUCAAGAGGAGGAGGAGCUGGCACUCCUUCAUGCUGAUCCAUUCGAUGUAGAGGCUCAGAAGAAAAUUGAAGCUGCUAUUCGCCAGAAAGGUAUAGAUGAGAACUGGGCUGCGGCCUUGGAGCAUAAUCCUGAAGCUUUUGCGAGGGUGGUUAUGCUGUACGUUGACAUGGAAGUAAAUGGAGUUCCACUGAAGGCCUUUGUUGAUAGUGGUGCUCAGUCAACAAUUAUAUCUAAAAGCUGUGCCGAACGUUGUGGGUUGUUGAGACUUUUAGAUACUCGGUAUAAGGGAAUAGCAAUGGGUGUUGGUCAAUCAGAGAUCCUUGGUCGUAUACACGUUGCUCCAAUCAAAAUUGGCAACAAUUUUUACCCUUGUUCCUUCAUGGUGUUGGAUCAACCAAAUAUGGAAUUCCUUUUUGGGUUGGAUAUGCUCCGCAAGCACCAGUGCAUGAUUGAUUUGAAAGACAAUGUGUUGAGAGUUGGUGGAGGGGAGGUUGCUGUGCCGUUUUUGCAAGAAAAGGACAUUCCAUCUCGUUUUCUGGAUGAGGGGAAGUUUGCCAAGGAAGCUUCAAGUUCUGAGGCACAGGUACCCUCUGGUAGUGAACAGAGAAAUGAAACACCAACAGGUGGUUCCUCAGGAAGUUCACAAGGACAGGAUUUUGAAGCCAAAGUUACGAGGUUGAUCGAGCUCGGCUUUGAUAGGGAAGCCGUGGUUCAGGCGUUGAAGUUAUCUAGUGGUAAUGAAGACCAAGCAGCUGGAUUUCUGUUUGGGGGCUGA